Pecten maximus is the source of this 2492-nucleotide messenger RNA. RefSeq lists its product as uncharacterized. Lineage: Eukaryota; Metazoa; Mollusca; Bivalvia; Pectinida; Pectinidae. Gene Ontology annotation, molecular function: zinc ion binding; nucleic acid binding. Bases 141 to 908 code for a protein of 255 amino acids. The record is from RefSeq and is a predicted model, not a curated record. The transcript is spliced from 2 exons.
UCAGCACGUGCCGCAUUAUUGGCACGUGCGAUAGGUAGUCUUAGGACAGUGAUGACACGUACAGGUGUCUGUGUUUGCCUAGCCAUUGUACUAUACGGACGUGUUUUCUCUAUUCCCUUAUCACUUGGGUUCACAUUGACAUGUCUGAGAAGGAAAGUUUAGAGGAAAUCAUUGAUUCUCAUCCUGCUCCUCCAGCAAAGGAACCAGCCAGCAAUGACGCUUUCCAGGCAUUAGGCUUAUUCACUACUUACCUGGAUGAAAGACUAAAAAGUCUCCGUGAAGAUAUACGAGAUGAGCAGGUCCUAUCUGCUAAUUCUUUCAAACGGUUGAAAAAGGAAAGAGAGGUAAAGUUCAAGUUUUAUGGUAACCAGAAGCAAUUUGAGUUUAACACAGAAGUGCUUGACGAACUUGAACUAGCAGAGAAAGCUGUUCAGAAAAGUGACGCAAACUCUACUUUGUUAAGCCUGUCGAAAAUCAAGACUCUUAUUCAUAAAAGAAACAAGCUCAUUCGUAUUGCUGACAAAUCUUCCUGUGGUUGGGAUACCGUGAAGGAGUAUGAAAGUGACGAGCUCGCAAGUGAUUCCGAAGAUGAAAAGAAAAUCCGUCAGGCGGAAUUUCGGGCACAACGCAAAAAACGAGUCCAAAAGAAAUCUACUCCAGCAGCCGCGACUGGUGGACCCCCCGGGAAACUGUAUGGCUCUCAAAGUAUUGGCGGUAAUCAUUCUGGUGCUUUUCGUGGCUCCCCUCAGUUUCACCAGCAUUCCAGGUUUCAUCGCGGAGGGACCUGGCCUCAGUUCGGAGGUAGGGGGCGUGGCAGCCCCGCCCCCACAGACUUGUGCCAUGCCUGUGGAGGAGUUGGACAUUGGAGAGCAAAUUGCCCAAAGAUCACGGAUUCAGCCGGAAAAUGAAGACAAUUCAGAUAUUUUCUCGAAUGGUAUUUGGAAGGAGCGUUCCUUAAUAAAAGACGGUAGUCUACGUAGUCUGGCUUCUGACCUACACGACUUCGUGCUAAAAUCAAGGGCAGAUUCUACCAGUAAAGUUUACCAAAGGCGAUUUAAAAAGUGGGUUGAAUGGUGCAGCCUUUACCCAGAGAUCACCCCUAUUCCAGCCAAGGAAUUCCAUGUUGCGUUGUAUUUAAAACAGAUCGCAGAGUCUUCAAAAAGUUCUACUGCGAUUGAUCAAGUAUUUUAUGCUAUCGGUUGGGCCCACGAUUUGGCAGGAUUGCAUAACCCUUGUAAAUCAGCGUUCGUCAAUCACGUGAGAGAAGCUGCCCGCAGGCAAUUAAAGACAUCCGUUAUUAAAAAAGAACCUCUUACUCCAGAACAUUUGAAAAGCUUAGUUUCGAAUUUUGCGGGUCAUAGAGCUAAUUUGAGUGAUUUAAGGCUUGUAACAUUGUGCCUGUUAGGAUAUUCUGCAUUUUUACGUUUUUCGGAAAUUUGUAAUAUUAGAAGAUCAGACUUAAUGUUUUUCGAGUCGCACAUGAAUAUAAACAUACCAAAGAGUAAAACGGACAUUUACAGAGAGGGUAACACAGUUUCAAUAGCUAAGCUAGAUUCACAAUGUUGUCCUGUUUCUAUGACACUUAGGUAUUUGCAGCUUGCUGAAAUUCCUCACGAUUCUUCCGAAUUUAUAUUCAGAUCUUUGUCAUUUUGUCCAAAAUCGAACUCCUAUAAAUUAAGAGGUACUUCACCGUUAUCAUACACUAGGGCCAGGGAGGUGUUACUUGAAAAACUGUCGAGCAUAGGACUUGACCCUUCAAAAUUUUGUCUACAUAGUUUGAGGUCUGGCGGUGCGUCGGCUGCGGCUAAUUGUGGGGUAUCUGACAGAUUAUUCAAAGCGCAUGGUCGAUGGAGGUCAGAAACUGCCAAAGAUGGCUAUGUGAAAGACAAGCUUGAGUCAAAAUUAUUUGUAUCAAAGAAUUUGGGUUUGUAACUUGAUGUUAGUUAAUGUACAUUUUAAGGGAUUACAUGGUAAUAAACAUGUUAACAGUGUAUCCCGUUCUUUGUUGUCUGUACGUCCUCAUAUAGCUAGGCGGACUAACUCCCAGUAAUGAGUUUGAGUUUAUAUGAUAAAUAAUUUAUGUUCGUUUGAGAGAAACGAAUUAGAAUAUAAAUAGAUUUAUCAUAGUUAUGUAAAUGAGUGUAUGGGUAAGUCCGGGUCAGAGUUCAGCACGUGCCGCAUUAUUGGCACGUGCGAUAGGUAGUCUUAGGACAGUGAUGACACGUACAGGUGUCUGUGUUUGCCUAGCCAUUGUACUAUACGGACUUCCCACCCACCCACCCCUUUUUGAAUCGUCUGUGUGUCUACUUUUGUUUUCGUUCUGUGAUUGUAGAACCUUUAUUGGACGGACACAACAUGGAUGUUUGUAACAUUCCGAAGUCGGAUUGAAGCGAAGACACAAUGGGAAAGUGAUGGACUCUGUGCUUGUGAUUUAUUGUUAUAUCUAAAGUGAAUAAAGUACGUCCUCAUAUAGCUAGGCGGACUAACUCCCA